Sesamum indicum (sesame) is the source of this 899-nucleotide messenger RNA. RefSeq names its product acyl carrier protein 1, mitochondrial. Gene Ontology annotation, cellular component: mitochondrion. Gene Ontology annotation, molecular function: acyl carrier activity; acyl binding. The record is from RefSeq and is a predicted model, not a curated record. Gene Ontology annotation, biological process: fatty acid biosynthetic process. Lineage: Eukaryota; Viridiplantae; Streptophyta; Magnoliopsida; Lamiales; Pedaliaceae.
AAUUAAAUUGUAUUUAUGCCCCGAAAAGCAUUUUCUUACAUCCAGCCUUUAACUAAGCUACGCCUAAAACCAACCAAAUUCAGAAACCCUCUCUGGUCUAAAAUUCCGAAAACACCCCUAGAACCUCAGUUUAGUUCUCCACAGUCAGACAGCGAAGGGAAGAGAGUUCUCCAUGUUCGGGUCCCCCUCUCCCGGACCCUAUUCCUAAACGGAUCCCGUACCACGGCCGUCCGCUCAAUGUCGUCGCACGGCGACGAUCACCUCGACAAGCAGGAAGUUAUUGACCGGGUUCUUGAUGUCGUCAAGACCUUCCCCAAAGUCGACCCCUCUAAGGUGACUCCUGAUGUUCAUUUUCAGAAGGACCUGGGUUUGGAUAGCUUAGAUACUGUGGAGAUUGUGAUGGCUCUUGAGGAAGAGUUUAAGCUGGAAAUUCCUGACAAGGAGGCUGAUAAAAUUGACUCCUGUCCUCUUGCAAUUGAAUACAUCUAUAACCAUCCAAUGGCUAGUUAAGUUAUGCAGCAGUCUUUUGUUUCCGAUUUUCAUCUCUUUGCUGCAAUUAGACAUGUAUCUAGUUUUUGCUUCACUGUGGUAUUUGUAGAAAUUUGAUCCUGGGAUGAGUAAUAAUUUGACCCUGUUUGACAAAAGAAUAUCUCUAAACAUUUCUUUCUGAACCAGAAAGGUCAUUUUGCCUUUGCAUUUUUCAUGCCAAGAUACAGUGUAUCUAUAGAUUAUUCCUUCACCCUCAACAAGUUAAAAAAGAGAAUUCUUGACGCUAGUUGAGACAGUUCAUGGAUGUCAUUGUACUUGUACCUAUGUAUCGAUGGAGAGGUAAGCUUUCUUUCCUCAAAACUAGCUUGGCAUCUUGUCAGCAUCUUUAACUUUUUCUUCUGAUAUAAGAA